AUGGGUCGAGUUUCUAAGAAAUCGUUUAAAAGGUCCAGUAGACCCAGGGCCAAGUCUAUGAUUACGGAUUGUGAAAUCCAACCACUAUUAAAUUCAGAAUUGAGCAGAACAAGCACAGCAGACAAUGGAUGCAUAUUUAAAUAUGACUCGGAAAACAGUGAUUUAGAGAAUAAUAAAUCACCCACUACUCAGUCAAAGGCCAAUGAAUUACUAUAUCCGUAUUACUUGAGAUCUUUUAGUUUGGACUAUGAUAUACUAAACAGGCCAAAAUUUUAUAGAAAAUUACAGCCUUACAUUCCAUUAGGCGAUACUAUUACCAAUGAGCCAUACACCCAAAAUAGUAUAAUUACCAUUUUCGCAAUAUGGAACACAAUAAUGGGAACAUCCCUAUUGGCAAUGCCUUGGAGCGUGGAACGUGCAGGACUAGUGAUGGGGUUAUUACUAAUGUUCGUCAUAGCUGCACUGUGCUUAUACACGUCAAAUCGCAUUCUUAGGGUACAAGUACUUCACGGAAAUGAUACCGGAGAAGUAGCACAAUUGAGCAAAAAAUUGCUGGGCCCUUGGGCCGAAGUCAUAGCGAAACUAUUCUCGUUCAUCAUUUUACUAGGUGCCAACAUUGUGUACUGGAUAUUGAUGUCGAAUUUUUUAUAUUAUUCUGUCGGAUAUAUUCACGAUUUGCUCUUUGCAGACGAAAACACCGGGGCGUUUGAGUUCAACACUACUAACCUAAUAUGCCCAAACAGUGCGGUCUUCAUAAAUGCUACGUCCAACACGACCAGGCAGUGGACAUUGUACGAACGAAUUUGGGAUCUCAAUACGACGGUACCGAUAUUUCUCGUCGUGAUCGUUGCCCCGCUGUUGAACUUUAGAUCGGCCACGUUUUUCACGAAGUUUAAUUCUUUGGGAACUCUGGCUGUGCUGUAUCUAUUCAUAUUUGUCCUGAUAAAAUCUUAUAGUUGGGGAAUAAAUAUGUCUGCUCCGACGCUAGGAGGAUUCACAGAUUAUUCUGAAUUCUAUAAAAACACAUUUCCUGCAACAUCUGGAAUGCUUACAUUAUCGAUGUUCAUACAUAAUAUUAUCAUUACAAUAAUGAGAAACAAUGAAAAUCAAAAACAUAACGGUCGUGAUCUAUCAAUAGCAUUCACUCUUGUUCUCCUAACGUAUUUAUUGAUUGGAAUUACUUUCUAUGUGUGUUUUCCAUUAGCUAAAUCUUGCAUCGAGGAUAACUUUUUAAACAACUUUCCUAGAACAGAUGUCUUUAGCAUUAUUGCUAGAGUUUUUCUAUUCUUUCAAUUAUUGACUGUCUACCCUUUGAUAUCAUAUAUGCUACGAGUACAAGUGUUCGCAGCUCUUGAGCUAUCAAUAUACCCAAGUGUUUUACACGUUAUUGCACUUAAUUGUUUUGUCAUUUUCAUAUGCAUAUUAUUUGCAAUCUUCAUGCCACAUAUAGGAACAGUAAUACGAUUUAGUGGAGCAAUUUGUGGAUUUGUCUACAUAUAUACAUUACCAACCAUGUUACAUUUGGCAUCUCAGAGAAGACGCAAUCUUUUAACAUUUGGAUCAGUCAUUUUUCACGUUUCAAUAUCAUUAGUUGGACUAGCUAAUCUAAUUGCUCAAUUUUUUGUUUGA
This is a messenger RNA of Macrosiphum euphorbiae (potato aphid), 1629 nucleotides long. The record is from the annotation of a GenBank genome assembly. NCBI's taxonomy places the organism in Eukaryota, Metazoa, Arthropoda, Insecta, Hemiptera, Aphididae.